Molecule: messenger RNA, 336 nt
Organism: Microthlaspi erraticum
Lineage: Eukaryota; Viridiplantae; Streptophyta; Magnoliopsida; Brassicales; Brassicaceae
Source: the annotation of a GenBank genome assembly
AUGGUUGUCGAGAGUAAUUGUGGAUGCUAUAACUAUGGAUGAGCUCCGGAGCUUUUAGAGGGCGGCGGCAAGGAGAGCAGUCUCAGCGGCGGAUUAGAAGCUGUGUCCCGUGGCGGAAAUAGCUGCUCCGGUCGUUUCAGAUCUAUGCGGCCAAGCUUUUCGGCGACGGCGUGGUUCGGAGAUCCAGUCCAAGGUACUUCCUCCGGUUGUUGGGAUCAGGCUGCGACGGGUCGGAAUCGACGGCUCGUUGACAACGAACUUGGAGCGACCGAAAGGCCGCUGGUGAAAUCAAGAGUCGGAUGGCUUAUUCGAAAAGUUCCAGUUUAUAUGGCUUAA